Messenger RNA from Durusdinium trenchii, 1536 nucleotides. Lineage: Eukaryota; Dinophyceae; Suessiales; Symbiodiniaceae. The record is from the annotation of a GenBank genome assembly.
AUGAAGGUCAAGCGCUUGGUGUCGUUGCUGCGCCAAGGAAAGAUCAGGCCGCCACCGCCACCGGCGCCCGAGGUGUGGGAUUUGUGGGCCGAUGAGGCACAACUCCGGCGGAAGGCACCCACGGCCCUGCCAGCACCAAAGAUGGCAUUGCCCGGGCAUGCGGAGUCCUACAACCCGCCCUCCGAGUACCUCUUCACAGAGGAGGAGAAGAAAGAAUGGGAAGAGACUUUUGAAGAGGACCGCACCCUCAACCACCUUCCCCAGAAGUUCGAGAGCUUGCGACAUGUGCCGGGCUACAAGGAUUUCACCUUAGAGCGCUUCAAGAGGUGCUUGGACCUGUACUUGGUACCCAGAGCCUUGAAACAGCGCAUGAACGUGGAUCCAGAAAGCCUCCUGCCCAAGUUGCCCAACCCCAAGGACUUGCGGCCCUUUCCCACCCACAUCGCAGUGAGCUAUGAGGGUCAUGAGGGCAUGAUCCGCUCCGUUGCGGUCGAGGCCACCGGCCGCUACUUGGCGACGGCCUCGUCGGACGAGACGCUGAGGAUCUGGGAGGUGGCCACUGGGCGCCCGGUUCGCAGCAUCAAGUUCAGCAGUGCAGUCACUGCUGUGGCGUGGAAUCCCCAGCAUUUGAUGCUGAGCGUUUCAGCGGAGGAGAACGUCUUCUUCCUGGACCCUCAGUUGGAGAUCCAGGCAGCUCCUGACGGCGAGGCACCGGUGGCUGUGUCAUCCCUGCUGGAGUUCAAGGAGGCGAAUGUGGCGAAACCUGAGGGAGAGGAAGUUGAGGAGCCAACGGCGGCCAAAGCGAAAGCCGUCCACUGGCGUGCCGUGCAGCCCGAUUCGCCUCAGCACGCCGCGGGCUGCAGGCUUUCCAUCGCCACGGACGGAGAUGUGCAGCUCUUGGUGUGGCACCACAAGGGGAACUACUGCGCAGCGGUGAGCCCCAAGGCGCGAGCGACCUCGAACCAGUGCAUCAUCCAUGCAUUGAACCAGCAAAAGUCGAUGCGACCCUUUGCCCGACUGCGGGGUGGACAGCAGGUGCAAAGCUGUGCUUUCCAUCCCAGCAAGCCUCAUUUUCUGGUGGCAACGAUGCGCAGCGUGCGGAUUUAUGAUCUGCAGAAACAGGCGCAAGUGAAACAGCUCAUCAGUGGUGCUAAGUGGAUCUCUUCAGUGACAGUGCACCCCACAGGUGACCAUGUCGUGGUGGGCUCCUAUGAUCGGCGGGUGGUGUGGUGGGAUCUGGAUUUUGCGUCAAAGCCAUAUAAGACACUGCAGUAUCAUGACAAGGCGGUGCGGUGUGCGACGUUUCAUCCGGGCAAGUUCCCGCUGCUGGCCGCUUGCUCGGACGAUGCCACCGUCAGCAUCCUACAUGCCAAGGUCUUCUCAGACCUGAUGCAGAGCCCGAUGAUUGUGCCGGUGAAGCGCCUCCGGGAUCACAUGGUGAAUCAGGGCUUUGGCGUCUUGUCCUGUGCAUGGCACCCGCAUCAGCCCUGGCUUUUCACCGCCGGCGCGGACGGCCGCGCCUAUUUGUGGGCCUAA